CUCAACCUUCUCUUUUGCUGCCACCCUCACCCUCGUUCCUUUUACCUAUUCUUGCUCCUUUCGUCGUUGCUAUCGUUGUCGCCAUCGCCCUUUCCUGCCCCUUCCUGCAAGCUUCUUGGUCAUCAUUCCCAAGUCUGGCCACUAUGUCAAGCAUAAACACGCACCCAUCUUUAUUUUGAGGCUGGCAAUUUUCAUUUUUCUGAGUGGAGAUGGGGAUGUGACGGUGGGUGACCUCACUGCUAGACCACCAUGUCCGACGUUGAAAUGAACAUCGAUGAAGUCGCUGCCGGCGGUGCCGUCCGCUGUGGAGGCCGCGGUUUCCAGAACACUGGCGGGAACGACAGCACCGUCACUGCCGAGCACACAUACGACCGGGUUGAGACCUCGCAUGUGAAGGAUGAUACGCGGGCCGCACGCUCCGUCGAGGGAUGGAUCGUCCUGGUGAUAACUGUGCAUGAGGAGGCGACCGAAGAGGACGUCACCGACAAGUUCGCAGACUUUGGAGAGAUCAAGAACUUGCACCUGAACCUAGAUCGUCGGACGGGCUAUGUCAAGGGAUACGCGCUUGUCGAACAUGAAACUAUGGCCGAGGCACAGGCCGCCAUCGAUGGCGCGUCUAACACGCCGCUCCUGGAGCAGACGAUCCAAUGCGACUAUGCGUUCAUCCGACUGCCACCCACGGGCCCUAAGAAGGGCAGAAGAGAAUCAGUGCUCACUAGGGCGCGCCACGCGUGCAGUCGCACGUGUCUGGGACUCGUACUCCCCCUGUUACCCUUCUUCAUUCACCGGCUUCUCUGGUCCCUCCGUCCCUCCGGUAUCUUUCCCAUGCAGUGCUUCUAGCGGCGUGGCAGUCUGGGAUAGAGAAGGUUGUCCGCUGGAAGGACAGCAGGUGGAGAAUGGUUUACGGUAGCGCGCACUUGGGCGUCUGGGGCGGGUCUGACUGCAGGCGCGCGGCUUAGGAGGUCGGGUGUAGUUUUAUAUAUCGAGUAGAAUACUGUAGCUACACGACCUUAAGUUCGUCACGCAUCACGCUUGGCUGGUUUUGCGAACUUAGGACAGUGUUUGUCACUCAUCACAAGGGUUUUUGGACCUCAAUAUGUGACAAAAAAGUAGAACGGC
This is a messenger RNA of Coniophora puteana RWD-64-598 SS2, 1119 nucleotides long. RefSeq lists its product as uncharacterized. Gene Ontology annotation, cellular component: cytoplasm; nucleus; exon-exon junction complex. The record is from RefSeq and is a predicted model, not a curated record. NCBI's taxonomy places the organism in Eukaryota, Fungi, Basidiomycota, Agaricomycetes, Boletales, Coniophoraceae. Gene Ontology annotation, biological process: RNA splicing. Gene Ontology annotation, molecular function: mRNA binding. The coding region runs from base 250 to 840 and encodes 196 amino acids. The transcript has 6 exons.